Molecule: messenger RNA, 11695 nt
Organism: Schistocerca gregaria
Lineage: Eukaryota; Metazoa; Arthropoda; Insecta; Orthoptera; Acrididae
Gene: px
Product: protein piccolo
Exons: 19
Coding region: 1297-8082 (2261 amino acids)
Source: RefSeq, a predicted model, not a curated record
ACAGCUCCACUGCGCAUCAUGAUCGUCAACAUACAUUUCUCCAAUGCAUUAUGGGAGUGAAAUUCUGCUAAUUUCUAACAUGGCCGCCUUGUAAGUGUAGUUACGGCGCUUAAAGCUGUGUGUUUGUAAGUCGUCAAUAUUUUACAGUUCUGCGCUUUAAUGUGCAGGAAAAAGUAACAGAAACCAUCUGUGAAAUUAGCCAUACGUUCUAAAAUUGCAUACAUAGGGUUUUCAAGUAUAAUAAGAACCGGAUAACAACAGUGAUUUGUAUUGGACGUAUGGAAGGUUUACGAAAGAUAAGGUUCGUGUAAGAAGUGUCGAAAGUCAAAAAGUGGUGUGUUCCUGAAAAUGAUCGCAAAUAUGAAGUUACGCUUGUGGCUGGCAACAAAGGAUACGAUGUCGUUGGUAAUGAUGAUAUAAUCAUCAUGUACGAGCACCCCUCUGGUCUGCACAGAUGCCAUAUCCCAAACUUACACCGAAGAAGAAAAAAUGGAAAGAAAUUGGGAAUAAUAUUUUUCUUGAAACUUAAUCCAUCUGAUACAAGAUUCCAUAUAGGCUCAGUUUCUCAUUUUCCAAAAGGCUGAAAACUUUUUUUGUGACAAAUAAACCGCUGUUCUCAAAAAGUAUAGAACUUAGUCACUGCAGUUGUAAUUUAAUCUGUGAUUCUGUUGUUAGUUUUGUGCAAGAGCUGGUUUUAUACCUAGUGCUGUGAAAUAUUUCUCUAAUAAGAAAAUUUUCUUUUCUGCAACACAUUUUUAUCACAAGUGGUUUGAUGUUUUCACAUUGUUCAGGCAUAAAGCAAUAGAAUGUUAUGCAGUAAUUUCUAGGUGUCUGUGUUUUUUUGUUUAUUCAAGAAAUAUUUCCCAUUGAUUUUGUUUUAUUAAUGAAGGUUUGGUGCUAUAGAAGCAAUGUUUAUACACCUAUGAUGCUGUGAAUUGGGAUAAUGUCAAUUACUCUUGAUCACUGCACCUAUGUUCACAGUUAAGUAAUUGUUCACAGGCUUAGAUUGUCUGUGCUCCAAUGUUGGUGAAUACUUAAUAACAGAGUAUGUUGCAAAUAUAUUGUUUACAGGGUCUGUGUUAUGCUCUGAGUUGUGUUGAUUAUUGUGUUAGAUUUCAUCAAUACAGAACUGUUUUUGGUUGUACCGUGUGUUGUAGGUAUAGCUUGAUUCGUUUUUAAAGUGAUUGUGUUAUGUGGAAAACAAAUCUGUUUUAUGAAGAAGACUACUGUUGCCUAGUGAUAGUGAAGAAUUGUGCUGAAAGUUCCUUCAGUGAAGACACUGUGCUACAAGAUUAGAUGAAAUUAACAGAAAUGUAUAUAAAGAAAGAACCAGGGUCUGAAGGGCCUGCAGUCCCUGGUGAUGAUCCUCAGAGCCGUGUGUGUUUUGUGUGUGGAAAUGUUGGUCAUCCAGAACAUUUCUGGUUGCGAUCAAAGCCUGGAGCACCUGGCGAAGCAUAUUUCCCAUUUCUGGAAUCCCAUGAACCUCCUGCAGGCUACAGAGAUCAUGUAGUUGCACCUGAUGGACUGCGAGCGUGUUGUUAUUUGUGCUACUCACUGUUACUGCAGCAGUGGGAAUGUCAUGAAAGAGAUGGCACUCCACAUUCACGCCGUCUAUAUUGGCUGAAACGUUGUGACAAUGGACCAUAUACGGGUGCUGAAAUGGCUGUGCAAGGAGAAUAUGCUGCACAGGUUCUUGGACUCAAUUCUGAUGCAACAUCUAGGGAAGCGAGUCGACCUGUGUCCAGAGAAGGAACUUCAAGCCGUCCAGGACUAUCACCACGCCUUCAGUGUCCACCUGCUAUGUCUGUAGAUGACUCACGAGGGUCAGAAGCAGCUCUUGAUCUUCGUCAUGCUACCAGGGAAUCUCCAUCUGCCCCACCUUCAGUCAGUGUACCAGCAGCACCAGGUCCUUAUGGUGGGACUGGCCCAACAGGAACAGAUAUUUUGGACCUCAGUAUGCCAGACAAGAAUUCAGCUACAGAGGUCUGUUAUGUUUGUGGCGAUGAGUACAAACGUGGUUCGCUCAGUCAUAUAUCAGCCAAACCUUUGCCAUCGGCAACACCACCUACAAGUGAAGGAAGUGGCAAUUCUCCUUUGCCUUCUCAGUCACCACAGCCAUUCUUCCCCAGUCUCAUGUUACACCCAAGGCCUGCGCGCUCUCGCCCCAUGGAUUCUGCAGGUCGUGUGCAGGCCUGUUCUGCCUGCCAGCGGCACCUCCUGCAUCAAUGGAAUGCGUACUCUGCUCAAGGUGUGCCACAUGGUGAUCGCAACUAUGUUUUGAGGAAACGCCAGGCACCAGCACUUGACACAACAACCUUUGUCUGCUACACAUGUGCACUUGAAUAUCCCUCGUCCUCAAUACGUCUCCUCUAUUGCUGUCCCAAUCCAGAGAAAGAGGCGUAUUUCCCUUUCAUUUGCUCUCUUCAACCCCCACAGGGUGCUAGUCCAAUAUCACCACAGGGAAUGGUGCAAGUCUGCUCAAUUUGCUAUAAAUCCAUACCACAGAAGCAUCAGGUUUUUGGUGGCAGUAACCAUCACACAGAGCAGCAGUGCCCACCAUCUCGUUCUCCGGCAAGUGCUGGUGGCGGUGACAUCCGUUUCAAACCGUAUGAUUUAGGAGGUGGUGCUAAAGUACCAAGUGUCCGACGAAAAACUUCAGUUACCAGUGAACCAGCAACUCUCUCUUCUGUGCGUAGUUUGCCCCCACCUGCAUCACCAGGACAGCCCCAAUCAAUACCUCCCCCAGAACGCCAACAAAAUGGUGCUCCACCUCUAACCAAUGUGAAUAACAACAAUCUGGGGCAGCAGAACUAUCGAUGCUACAUUUGUGGUGGUCUGUAUGCACGUUCGCAAAUGGAGUGGUUAAGUACAAGCCCAGAAGGCAUGAACUCGCAUGCCAUGCAUUUUCCUUGUCUCCGAAAUGUGACUCGCACUUCAGAAAAUGCGUGCACUGAUUCUCAUGGUCGGAUCCUCGCUUGCACUCGCUGUGUCAAUCAUCUGACACAGCAGUGGGAAACCCUGGAGGCUGAACGAGUACCCCUGGAACGCAGGAGGUAUGAUAUACCCACAUCAUUGGGCGGUGGAUGCUGGAAUGGUGACACACCUAGUACAAGUAGUUCCCCAGUUCCAUUGGGACCAACACAUAUAACAGAUCGCUCUAUUACAUCGGGAAGCUCCAUCUAUUGCUUUCUGUGUGGACUGCACUCUGACCUCACUCUAGCUCGUGUUCUCUAUGGGCGGCCACAGGGUCGUAAUGCGCCGUUCUUUCCAUUCCUCCUCCGUCAUGUGUCACCACCUAAUGCAGAACAGUUACGAGAAGAUGGCUCAGCACUUGUCUGCACCUUCUGCUACCAUUCCUUGUUAGCACAAUGGAGGCGUCUGGAACAAAGUGGACCUCCUGCUGAUCGUCGUGAUUACAACACACAUGACUAUUGUUGCUAUGUGUGUGGCAUUACUACAUACCGCAAGCGGGUUCGAGCUCUUCCUAUUAAGGAUUUUCCUUUCUUGAGGUAUCACAGACAACCUGAGAAGAGUCUUCUGCUCGAAAAUGGUGACUUUGCUGUGGUGUGCCUUGAUUGUUAUGAGACUCUGCGCACACAGUCUCUUGAAUAUGAGAGGUGGGGGUUGCCUGUAGAAAAGCGUGAAUACAAUUGGAUUACACAACCACCACCACCUGAGGAUUCGCCAGAUGCUACUGUUGCGAGGUUGCCAUCAGGAGAACGGUCAGAAAAAUUGGUACCACCAGCCCUUACGGCUCGCCCACCACGAAAAAAUUGUUCACCAAAGAACCCAGACAAAAAACUUAGUGGGUCUAAGAAUCCAAAUGGUCCUGAUAAAACGGAACAAGGUCUGCCUGCAGUCACGAAAGCAGCGGGUCCUGUAGGCAGUGGCCACUUGUUAGGGUCUCCGGCAGUGGGUGGCGCUGCGCCACAUUCCGGGAAACAGCACCACCGGCCUGGAGUGCCGCUGCCCGGUGGUCACACGGUACCUGGACCGGGACCGGGUCCAGGGCCUGGCCCGGGGCCCGGACCUGGAGGGCCACCCCCGCCCGCUGCUGUUGCACCUGCUGCCCCCGGCCCACAACCGCCGCCUCACUCGCAACCUCCUGCCUCUCAGCAGCAGGACCGUUCCUUUGCCGCCGCCCUGCGAAAGCUCGCCAAACAAGCUGUACCGCCCUCUGAACGCGAAUGUGAGGGGGAGCCACCACCAACCAGGCAAGUUUCGCCCAAGAGCCGGGGUCCGCCACCCCUUGUUAGAGGAACUUCUCCCACAUUGGGAACCACUUCGCAAGACAACCGUAAGCAGGAACGCACAUCUCACGAGCAACAUGGAUCAUCUCGUGGUAGCUCCUCAAGACCAGGAGAGGAAGUCUUUGGUGGUCGAGGUACAGCUGCUGGAAGCAGUGCUGUCGCUCCACCUGCUCCCGAGUCCUCAGCUGCUCCAAUGUUGGCACGUAGUGGUUUCCAGCCUUAUCGGCCAGAGGAGUCAAGAAUUGGACAUCCGCCCCCACCUCUGCCUCCUGCUGCAUUUGCCUUGGAUCCUACUGCUGCAACAGCUUAUGCUCAGUAUCACCACGGCCUGUACCCCACACAUUUGCAGCACCCCUAUGGCCUGGAAGGACAGCUAUGCUUGGAGCGUUGUGGAAUGUUACGUUCACCAUUAUUUCCACCUCUGCCCCCUACAACCUACCUAUAUGGGCUGCCACGGUAUUCUCCUGAUAUGCUUCCAACACCCUUUGGAGUUAUAUCACCAGGCAUGCAUGAGCGACUGAAACUGGAGGAAGAGCACAGGCGAAUUCGUGAAGAAGAGAAAGAACGUGAAAGGGAACAACAAGAGAGGGAAAGGGAUAAAGAGAGAAGAGAGAAGGCAAAGAGAAGCCCAAGAGCCUCACCCUCACACCAUCAGGAGUCUCCAGCUAGGAAGGCGCCCAUAGGGGGUGGGCGUGACCGAGGCUCAGACAGUCGGAAGGAACCAGGAGAGACAGCACCCCCAAGUAUUCAUAGGCCUCCUCACCCACCUCCACUGAUUGCUCCAGGUUCUAUACCUACACCCACAACUGUGACUUUGCCACCUCCAUUACAUUCUGUUCCGCCUCCUUCUGAAUCAGAAUUACACAAAGGAGCCCUUCAUCUUGGACAUUUGCAGCGUCUUCCUUACCCUCCAGGAGCACCACCACCUCCACCAGCACCACCACACCAUCCCCGCCUGUCAACUUCUACACCUCCACAUCAUGUUCUACCACCACCAGUGUCACAUUCAGCAGCUACUCCACCUCAUCAUCAUACAGCAUCUGCUACUCCACCCUCACAUGUCCCAACCCACACACCACCACACCACUACAUAUCUAGUCAACAUCCACCACCACACCAGCGUACAAAUAGCCUCCCACCAUCCCCUCAGCAGUUGCAACAGCAACAGCAACAUCAGCAGCAGCAGCAGCAACCACCAACAGCCCCACUGCCACCAACCUCCUCACAGCAACAGCAGCUGCAAAUUCCACAUCUGCAACAGCAACAGCAGCCACAGCAGCAGCAGCAACAACAACAACAGCAACAACACCAACUUCAACAGCAGCACCAGUCACAACUACCCACUCUGCCACAGCAGCAGCAGCAGCAGCAGCAGCAACAACAACAACAACAACAACAACAACCACCACCGUUGCAGCAGCAGCAGCAGCAGGUGCAUCUACAACAACCAUCCCAGCUACAGCCACAGGCACAGUUGCAAUCUCAAGGGCAGCAGCAGCAGCAGCAACAACAACAACAACAACAACAACAACAACAACAACAACAAGUGCUUCAACAACCCAAUCACCAGCACCAACAUUCACAGCAGCCUACAAAAAAUAUCCGAGAAGUUCCAAAUACUGUACCCGCAUUCGUGAGGCCUUUUGAAGACAGUUUUCCCCAGCAGCAUAGUUCGAGCAAAAGACUCAUCCCACCAUUGCAGCCUCCUGUUCCACCAGCUUCCUUUCCAUCACCUGUGAAAGACAAAGUGAUUUCUGAAACUCAUAGUGUGUUACAAGUGCCAGAAACAAGUGCAGCUCAGCCAGUAAUUACCAAAAACCACCAUGCUGUACAGUAUCUUCAUACAGUGUCUUCAGCAGGUAGUGUAAAUCAAAAUAUCCCUGUUACAAGCAACGGUCUCAAAUGUAACAACAGUCAUGAAGAUGUAAGGACUACUCACUUGCCAUCGAAAGAUGGCAUUUUAAGUGGUUUACAGGUUCCCAUUAGUGAGUGUAAUGUCCAAAAGUCUGGUAUUACAUUAGUGAGAUCUCAAAAUACAAUCUCUGGUCCUGACAUUGUGAACUGCCAGAAGCCAGUUACUGUUGAUAGUCAUCAGCCACCUGUUUCGCAGCAGCAACAACAGCAACAGCAGCAGCAGCAACACCAACAGCUACAUCAUCAUCACCAUCAUCAACAACAGGUGCAGCCAAUGCCACAGUCUCUAGGACAAUAUCCUGUCCAACCAGCUGGUCCUGUGGUGGACAGAACUGCUUCAAAUCAGCCACAGCAUCACACCUUCCUUCCGCAACCAGUGUCUCAGCAAAAUAUGCACCAGCAAGAUCAGUCUGCAUUCCAGGUGCCAACAGGGACCCCAACACACUUGCAACAACAACAGCAACAAUUGCUGAUUUCGCAGCAGCAGCAGCAGCAGCAACAACAACAACAACAGCAACAGCAGCAGCAGCAGCAACAACAACAGCAGCAGCAGCAGCAGCCAACAAUACAGUCAACUGCCCCGCAUGUGCAGCCACCUUCUCAACAUAAUUUGCAGCCGCAGCAGCAGCAGCAGCAGCAACAACAACAACAACAACAACAACAACAACAGCAGCAGCAGCGACAAGAACAGCAGCAACAUAUUCUGCAGGUGCCACACCCUCCGCCCAUAAUUAUUGUGCCUGAUGCUGCCAAAGUAUUAGCAGCAGCAAAGGAUCCAUCAGGGCCUAUGUCAGUGUGGGAUUACCAUUAUUGCAGCAAAAGCAUUUCAAAUCAGAAGAAUUUGGAAAAUGACAUACCCGUAACAGCAGUAACAAGCAAACUGGAUCUCGCUGAACGCCGCCGUCGGGAAAAGAGAAACCUGUCAAACAAUGCAGCAUCUGCUGCUUCUGAUUCUGAAGGAGAGGACCAAGAUGUGCAUCUUUCUAUCUGGCUAACCAAAGGACCUCCAGCUGAAUUGGAUACAUCACCAAAGAAGCUCAAAUUCCUCAGCAUGUUUGGUCUGACAACACUUGCCAAAAGAAAUGAAAUGGAGCUUCGAAAACUUGAAAGGCGGCUUGCUCGUAGCCUCACAUUGGUACAAUUGGAGGAAAUGUCAGUGGUUCCAUCUGCUCUUGAAAGUAAUGGUACCGAAUCACCUCCACUUCCACUUAGUUUACCACUACCUCAAGAUCACCCUGAGGUACUAGUGCGCUCUCCUGAUUACAAGAGCAAAGUACGCUUCCUACGUUUCCUGGGGCUUGAAGCACUGUCCAAAAAGGAUAGGGAAGAGAGUGAACUGAUAUGGCAGACUGUUCUCGCAGAACGAUUACGGCGGAAGUGCGUAAAUUCUGUGGCAGCCUAUUGCAGCAAAGCUGCAGUACGCUCCAAACGUGCCCUCAGUCCAGACAGGGAUAAAGAAGUUUUAACAACUGUAACAAUCCCCGCCCCAGGGCAGAAUGGUGCGCGGACACUGACGCCUGCUGCUGCUGUACUGAUACAGGAUGGCGUCAAGAGGUGGGCGGCUACAGCAGCAGUAGUUCAGUCCCAGCCUCUAACAUUACCUCUACCAACACCUUUGCGACCUGAGUGCCCUGAUUCACCUUUGUCCAUAGAGGAAGAAUGUCCUCGCUGGAAUGGAGUGGAAGAGAUCUUUGAAGCAUACCAUAGAUAUGCUGCAGAACGAGCAGAGGAAAGGCGUGUUCUUCAAGAACAAUGUACAAGACAGUACCGGUUAUUGACUGAACGGCGCCGUGAAUUGGAUGCUCUCGAUCGGAGACGGCGAGAUUUAGAAGCUAGAAAGAGACUGCAAGAUUGUGAGCGGCAACAAAUUCAGGAAGCCAUUGAUAACCUGUAUGCCUGCCUGCAUCGUCUACGGUAGCACACCGCAGCCAGGAGCCAGAUGCGACCCCGGUCACGCCCACGCCCAAGGCCGAGGCCGCCUCCUCAGUUGUCUGGUUCCUGUGCACCUUCUGCUCUGUGUGUGUGAGAAACUAGUUCUGCCAUUCAUGCUAAUUCCCUUUGUAAAGGGCACUUGGCAUCAUUGGCCCAUCUCUAUGGUGUUGUCGUUGUUUGCUUGUCAUUGAGCCUAAAGAUUUGUUAAACUUGAUAAAAGUUUAUACUGAAGAAGCACAGCAUUAUGCGCACAGUUCUGUCCCAGCUGAUCUAAAGAUUAUGUGUAGUGUCAAAUUACACUAGAAAAACAAAAAGUGAUAAGUGGGACUCAUUGCUUGCUGUAGAUGUGUAUGGAGAGCUGUUUCAGCAGACUCCGUUGUGCCAUUGCGUUUUGUUAUUAGGUCAUAUUUUUCAUUUCUACAAAUUCUCCAGGCUGUUUUUUCAUUGUUCUUACUGUUGUGUGCAACACUUACUGCUAGUGUAAAAUACAAAAUGUCCCCGUUCAGUUGUUGAUGUUUGAGAUGUUUCAGUAUUGUUUUUACAUAGUGCUUACAAGAAAUAUGGUGUGUUGCAUGGUACAGUCUUUUAGUGAAAUAGUUGUUAUUUGUGCUCUCAUGCUGUUGUGUGUUGAAUCUGUGGAAAUGCAAUAUUUGUGUUGGCACUUCUAUGUCUUGGUACUUUGGACUGAAUAUUUGGUGACAAAGGAAAUUAUCAAUUUCCCUUUAGAUUAUAACUGUUCUUUUGUGAACACUGCAAAAAUAUUGAGAGAGUGGGGUACCAGGGUAAACUGUUGUGAUCAAAAGCUUCCUUAAAUCUAAAAACUAACUUUAAUUUCAUUUUAAUGCAAGAAAUUUUUUAUAAGUUUAAAAAAACAUCUCUUUGUUGUAAUUUCAACAAUUAUGAAAAAUAGAUUGCUACUCACUGUAAAGAUGACACAUUGAGUUGUAGACAGACACAACAAAAAGACUGUUACAUAAUUGUUGAUAUUCCAACCUGGACUUUCAUUGUUGUAAUGGUUACUUGGACAUUACUUCAUAUUCAUGUAUACAAACACAAACAUAUAAGCUGUUAAAAGUACAUCUCAUUAGUGCAGAAUAGAUAUUCAUUAUUUUUGUUUGUUAUUUUCCCCUGCUAUCUUGAAAGGACUGCUGUUACUGCUCAACCUUCCACAUUAAUAAACUGUGUGUCUAAAAUACAAAUCUCCCCCCCCCCCCCCCCCAAAAAAAAAACCAUUAAGUUUUUUCACUUCAUUCAUUAGUGUAUGUUUUUUAGAUCAUUAUCUUCCUGUUACCUAAGGUCUUCCGUGAAUAGACAAUUAUUUGUUUCUGUAAUGUAUGUAAAUCACAGUGGCAGAGGUGUUUUAGCAGCUAAUGCAUAAUCAUUUGGAUUCAUAUAUAUGUCCUCUCCCUCUCCUCAUAUACUUUGCAGAUGAGCAGAAUAAUGCCCUCUUUUGCUGGGCAGCAAGUGGAAGGAAAGGGGGGAGAAUGAUGAAAGAGAAGUGUGAGACAUUUGAAAUAAACAAGUGCUAUGGAACCCAGUUAAUGACUGAAAUCUGUGCACAUUCACUGUAGCUACAUGUUGCGUUUCUUUCAUCAUCUUUGAUUCUUAUGCCAUUAUCAGCUGCUACUUUAACAAAAUUCCUUCCCAUUCGAGAAAAAGGCAAGUAUUAAACUGUCUGCCUCUCAACAAGCAUUGAUGAUGUCGUUGUCAUGUUACUGUGUCACAAAACAGUAUAAAUAUCUCUUACUUUCCUCUUGCUGUGCGAGUAACUUGAGGUUUGUGAACACACUAAUGUGAUUCAGAUUUAUGUGUUCAGUCAUGAGGCUUUGCAACUACUUUCUUAAAAACUCUUCAAUUCAGGAAUCUUUAGUUGAAGGUCUCUGAAUUGUUGAAAGGUACAUUCCACUUUGUAAUUAAUGUGUGAGUAUGGCAGCUACAAAAGUUACCUCAGUUUCACAAACACCACCGUUUGCCAGUAAUGAGUGUUGUUCAAGAUUCCAUAUAAUGAUGUAUAGCUAGUCUGUGUCUAUAGAAUCUGCUCGUUGUUACUCCAUUAGCUACAGCCGCUGCCAGAUAAUGUUUAGUGCUUUAAUAUUUUGGCUAAAUUUUUGUGACCUGCCUAAUCAUGAUUACAAUAACAGUUUUCUACUUCUACAUGCAUUUAUCCUUCUGCAGUGGUUUCUUCAUUGUGCAAGCCAACUUCAGUAAGAUAAAUGUGUUAGAGUGUGGAACUGAUUAACAUAAAGAUGGUAAGAUUGCUAACUCAUUUUAUGAGGAGUUGUAGAACUGGAGUGUGUGUGUUUUGAGUUUUAAUCUUUAUUUCAGUAAGCAGUCUACAUUAUAUAGUCAUGUUUUAGGAUUUUAAUUUCAGUAGUGUACUUCUUUUGAAGUGGCUGUGUUGUGGAUGUUCCUUAAUAUUUUUUUCAGUAGAUAUAUUUGUUAGAGGAAUAAUAAUUAUGCAUUCAUUUGCUCAUAAUGAGCUGAGACUGAAUUGCAGGCAUUAUCUUUCAGUUGUAGUUCUCAGAAUAUAUAAAUGUCGUGUAAGUUUUGUUUUUGAUGUUUGAAUGAUGUGAUGGUUUCAUUGUGUCUGUACUAUCUGUGUAAUAUAAGCUAAAGAGUCUUUUUAUCUGUGAGAGACAACUUGAAAAAUAAAUAAUGUGGCUUUAGUUUUAUAUAUAACUGUGAGCCUUUUACUGGAAACAGAUGCUUUGUUACCUGACAUGCAAACAGUAAAUGGAAUAUUUUCUGUCUUGUUCCUAUAAAGCUUUAUUUGUAUGUAAAUUCCUCCAUUGCUGCUACCUGUGCACAUUACCAUUAGCUAUUAUUUCAUUUGGUGUGCGACAGUUGAGCAUGCAACAUCAUAAAUUACUUUGAUAAACAUGAAUAAAAAUUGUUUGUACCUAGUUCCACUUCAUUUAUUUAGUGUCAUAACUGAACAUGAUAACAUAACUGUAAGACAUUCCAAAAGCUGUGGCAUUCCAUUUGUAAAUCUGUUGCAAUCUUGUGCAAUUGUUGAUGUUUGUGUGGAUGCAGAUCAGUGCCCUGAUUAGACUUGCACCUGCAUUAUUAAAGUAUGGCAACAUCAGGCUCCUUAACCAGUUUGCAUUUAAACAACAAAGUUUGAGAAUGUGGAUGUUGAUUGAGUGAGUUAGUAUCUUUAUAUACAGAGUAAAACAUUUUAUCAGUGCCUCCAGUGGUGAAUUUUUAAUUUGUUAAGACCCAAAAAUCAAUGAUGUAUAUAUGUAUGGUUUUUAUUUUCUACAUUAUUUAAUGAUAUUGUAGAAGGCAUAUUUUAUCUGCUGUUUCUCUCUUUCCUGUAAUAGUAUUUUAUUGGAGAAAAUAAGGUUGAUAUGAUAGUCCUUUUAUGUCUUAUUGUAUAUAUAUACAUAUUAUAUAUAUAUAUAUAUUAAUGCAAAGCUGUAUGUAUAGAAUAUUUGUAACAUGAAAACUGAAAUAAUUAUUAUCUUUGUAAUAUUUAUACUUUUACCUAGUAAAUAUUGACCAUGAAAUGUGUUCCAUAUAUGAGGCAGGAAUGGAUCUCCUUUCCUCAAAGAAUGAUUGAAUAAAAAAAAAGAGAAUUGUCUAGAGGUGCUGUAUAA